Messenger RNA from Varroa destructor (honeybee mite), 9487 nucleotides. RefSeq lists its product as uncharacterized. The record is from RefSeq and is a predicted model, not a curated record. Lineage: Eukaryota; Metazoa; Arthropoda; Arachnida; Mesostigmata; Varroidae.
AAGAAUUCGUUAUAUCAACGAUACAAUCGGCUGUCACGUUUCUAACAAUCAACGUGAGCUAUUUCCUGCCAGAAAAUAAUUUACCGCAACGUUGCAUGACAGUUUCGGUCAUUUGGAAAUAGUCCACAUUACCUAAGUCGCUUUCUUCCGUGUUGCACGAAGGUAUGGGACAUUGCCGGUCAGGAACGAUAUCGAACCCUGACAACGUCAUAUUAUCGAGGCGCGAAGGGUAUUACACAUAUCUAUGAUAUAACCAAACGGCAAAACGUUUAACAGCAUCGCAAGAGAAGAUACUUGUUGACAACAAGUCCGACAUGGAACCGCAUGGAACUUUACCGAAACGUCAGCAAAGAAGAAUAUUAACAUUGACGACACAUGUACCCACCUCGUGAAAGCCAUUCUACGGAAACGUUUACCGAAAAAUAGGCGGCUUGACCUGAUUUGAAUUCGUUUGUUCGGCAAAUGACGACUUGCGCAAACUUACUUGCUUGAGCUAAUACUCAAACAUCUUAAAUCGAACACUGUUGGGAAACGCAUUGUUAAAACGGCUUGUUCAUCGCGAGAAUUCUUCUUCUGGCCAUACUCGAUGUGAAGGCAGGUUAAUUCAACUCGACCUGUAUUUAGCUAACUUGUUGGUGUAUCACAGUCCUCAACGUGGAGUACACCGAGACGUCUGCAUUAUUCAGUGCAAGGCCGACCCCUAGAGAUGCAGGAACGAUAGUUGGAUGAGAAACGCAACGGGACGAGGGUCUAAGCGACUUGACGAUUGAAGUAGCUGUUUCGCAUUACGUUCGUUGCCUAUUGUUCAGCAAAUCUCUAUUCGUGUGUUUUGAUUUGUGUGAAAAUUGCAAUAUAAGCGUUAUGGGAAAUGGUUCACCAGAAGCACCCGGGCCUCGCUAACCUCACAGGACCAAUUUGGCCCCCAAAGGUUUCCGCCAAUUCAGCCUCGAUGCAAUCAAACGGCGACUGCAGCGCCACAUUCGAAAUCUACCACCACCUGACCCCGCACUGGGUAGUAGCAUGGCACCUGACAGUGAAAAAGGAAUUGUUUGCAGCGAAAAUUGAUUAAGUCUGUUUCGAGGUUCAACCUGGUUAUGCGUAAAGAUGAUUUACGGCGCACAGAUGGUGAAGACAUGCUUUGUUACUCUGUAUGCCAACGUAUUUCUUGUUUUUGUGCAUUGAACGGUGUCUUCGGUGUGAUGAAAUAAAGUACAUAAUAUCAAUAAUAAUUUUUACAUAAUAUCGGCGAUGUCAACUGUAUCUCCGGAGUCGGCUCUGGAGGGCCUGACACCCGAACAAUCGGAACGGGUAUGCGAAUGGCUGAAGUUGUUCUCUAUUUCAAAACGAGAUUUAGCUGUGUGGAAAUCGGUCCGUCAAAAGUUCGUCAGGUCCACGACAUACAAGGUUCCAGUGGAGACCAGGGUUGACGAAGUUUGCCGAGAUCUGUUUGAGUUGAAACAAUUCGCUCAACGAAUUGUGUCUUUGCUCCCUAGAGUUACGCUAGAAGUUGUCGCCAAAAAGACCCAGGGCGCAUUUUCUGUGAAGGAAAUCGCCCACUGGCGAAAUGCUCUUGCCGCGAUCCAACUUCCUUUUCGGUUUGACACUGGUUCACCGCAAGCAGAACUCUACGCGUUGGCUAAGAAUGUAGAAGAAUCUGAACUCAACGAAGCCGGACCUGAGUCAAGCGUCAACAUAGGAACUGCAAAAAUUACACAACUUCCACACAGUUCUACGAGUAUUCGUCUUGUUGCAACGUCAUUACCGUCACAAAGCUGGAGUCCGGCAGCUGCGUUGGACAGUAAAACCAUUCCACAGCUUGGUCAUUGUUUGUCUGUCACAGGUGCUACAACCUCUACCAAAAAAAUUGCACCUACGGGGACCCAGGAAGUGUUUUACGCGAACCCGUUAUCAUCAUCCGUAAUGGCCCGAAAUUUGCGAAGUUCGACAAAAAAGUUAACUAUGGGCAACUCCCCAAGCAAAAAUGUCGUUGCGAUUUCAUCGACUGGCGUUCAAGCGAAGGUCGUAGCCGUAAUCGAUAAUAGAGAAAGGUCUUCUGCUUUAAAUGACCCCAUGAAGCGAUUUGCGGUUAAAGAGACAACUUCGUUACCAAAUAUUAUUUCGGAGGAUUCUGUGAAGACCAGCACUUCUAAAACGUCUGAUGAGUCUAAAAGAAUGAUUGACGAUGAAGGGGACGCUGUGUGCAGUUCUCAAGCCUCCUUUGCGGUAGCCGUUAACACGUCAGCUACUUCAAAAUCCACUAAAAGUUUUGACACAAACAAAAUGGAUCUCGACAAAGAUUGCCAAGAACUGAUUUUACCUGAAGUGGUUGAUUCUACGACGGCAGGAACUCGCCGAACAGAGGUGAUUCUCGAAGUCAGUGAAGAUUCCAGUAACGAUUCAAGUUCAAACGCUAAGAAUACAUUAAAGGUUAAUCAGAGCACAAAUGUAAACAAUGUCCCUGUCGAAAAUUCCGAGGCCACUUCCGCCAUCGACAGCGAAAAAAAUCCGCAGGAAAAACCGCUGUCACGACUGGAACCGUUCGUAGGCAACCCUUUUACUUCCACAUUCCCGAUGCUCGAAUACGAUCUACCAAUCGUCGAGAUAUCUCCAAUAUUGCGCAAGUAUCUAUUGCAGUUCCGUGUCGAACCCGUUGAAUACAUAUGGUGGCGGAAGCAAAGAGGGGACUCAAUCGAAUGGUUGACGCAACCUAGAGAAGUCCUCGAUAAGGCAGAUGAAUUUUUAACUUUUAUCACAAAUCUGCUGGAGCAGAUAUCCUGUCCAGAUAAAUCAGCGAUCUUAUCAGUGGCAAAGGCCUAUGGUGUACAGGCUCACUCGCUCGAGAGAUGGAUACAUUAUAGAAAAUUGUUUAAUCAGGACAGAACCGCAUUAAAAUUCAGCCUCUUUGGAGAGUCUUCCUUACGAAAGUGUACCAUCGAGGACAGAAGUAUUCUUCAGCUAGAAAAAAUUAGCAGGUUUAAGCCGCCUCCAAAGCGACGUCGCGUAUCAUUUCGGGUGGGUCGAAUGCAGUGUUCGGAUCAAGAGGUCGUCGAAAGGGUGAUGUCAUUUUAUAUGCUUUCACCUGCCAUCCUUGACCAAUUACCUCUCCCAGAAAAUAUCUCGGUUCAGGAGAGUCCUGAGUUUUUACACUUGUUACCAAUAGAGAAACUUCUCUAUGACCUAGAAUCAAUCAUUAUCAACAAGUGUGAGGUGAGUCAGUUCCAAGAAAUGUUUCCGGCUGACGCGGGUCGUGUCUGUUUCGGUCCAGCUCUUAUAAACCGAUCUGGUCGGCUCCGAUCGCUCUAUCAAUUACCUCUAGGGGAUGCUGUAGCAGCAGCUGUCGAAGAUAACUCGCGCCUGCGAAGUAAAGAGGUAACUUUACCCGCCUAUUUCGACACAGCUUAUGAUGGUGCCCAGCCCGUAGUCCCUGUCGACGCGACCUGCGCUCUCGUCAAUGCCAUUCAUACAGGCUCAACAAAUCGAGACCGCCAAAGAGUCAAAACUCGGGCUAAGAUUAUGGAUGUGCUGAAGAAAUACGGCGCAGUCGAUUUUUCUGAUGAGGUUGCAUGCGAUGAAGAACAAGAAGUGACCGGCUUACGCCAAGAAUUUGUGGUUCCAUUUAUCAGCAGGCAAGAAACAGACGCGGGGGACGUUGAAAGUGACGAAUAUUAUGUUUAUCAAGAGGCAGAAGAGCAAUAUUAUAAUGAAGCUACACCAAGCGUUAAUGUUCACGCUUCAAGUAAUGAUGACCAUAGCGCAGCAGAUAAUGAAAUGUAUGAAAUUCGUGUUAAACAGGAGCCAACCGAAAAUGAUGAGUAGAAUUUUUUGAAGCAAAAAAUAAGUGCCUUGGCUGUUUAGUAAAUAGAAACAGCUACAAUGAAAUGUGCCUAUUGUUAAUAAUGUUUAGUCUUGUGACAAAAAGCACGAGUUUUCGCACAAGUAACUGAAACGAUCGAAAUGUACCUAACAGAUAAGUGAUCACUGAUAUUGCUUUGGGUAUAUAACUCAGUUUGUCUAGCGCUUUACUUUCUCCUAAUUUUACUAAAUUAGCAUUCUGUGAAAGUAUAGUUUUUCAUUUCAUUAGUUCAUUCAGAACAUACGCAGCCCGUGGCGCGAUAUAGAUACACCAAGAGCUUCUCUUACGUUACACUUUCAUGCUCCUUAAGCUCAUGGACGAAGUAACUAAGAUGAGCAGAAUUCAAUAAUUCUUAGAAAUAAAAUUUUGUUUCCGAACAUCGGAGAUGUCCGCUUAAAAAACUUUGCCUGCUUAUAAAAGUUGUGUCGAUACAUAAUCGGAAAGAUUUAAUUUAGAAAAGACUGGGGUGUAAAUUGAUUCAGCCGCUGCCUUAAGUUAUCGUAUUGCCGUGGAUACUACAAAAUACAAUUCACACUGGCAAUUUGGUCUUGGGUUAUUCUGACAGUGAACUGGUCAGAUGCGGAGGUGAGUAUCUCUAAAGACGAGCGGCCUGCUGUCACCUUCCUAUAUCUACUAGUAGGUGUACCAUUCUAAAACCUCAGUAGCGAAAGUGCACUAAUGACUAGCUACGAGCAGAGAAUUAAGCUGCGCCUUGGUUAUCGCAUAUUUAAUGUACCUUGAUCAUGUACAAAAAAUUGAUUAGUAAAUAUAUACUAAAAGAUUGAAGCUACUUACUAAUAGGAUAAUGAAUCUGCAGCUGUACUAGUGUGUACGAUAGGGAAAAUCGCAGUGAGUAAUUGGCGGGACUUGCAAAGUUCUAAGUUAAUUCUAGUGGUGAUAUAAAAUUUGUUUGAAUUUAGAUUUGAAAUUUUAUAGUAGAACUAUUUUUUAUAUGAAAGAAUACGCACAGUGUGGUAAUGGACAAAUCGUGGUGGGAAGAUGAAAUGACUCGGACAAAAGAGCAGUGGCUAAAACAAAAAAUAGUACUAGUAUAUUCUAAUAAGGAAACGGGAUGGCCCAGAUAGCAGGACAACCCAGUUAUACAGUAGUUGGUUGAAUGUGACUGAUUCCUAUGAUCGGAUAACAAAAAAAUAAAGAUCUCCUAUCGACCUAUUGGUUACGCUAGAUUCGAUAUACUACGAAUGAAGUUAAUUAACAUGGGAAGAGACUCGUAAAGAAAUUGAAAAAAGAUAACGGGAUUGUUGGAACAAUUCAAUAGAAAAAUGGGAUCGGAGUCAACCGGAUAACUGGUACGCCAUAUUUAUCGUUAAAUUUUGUAUUAGGUUGUGUGAUAUUAACGACUCUGAUAAACCAAAUCAAUAGGAAAAACCCUUCCGGUCAGUCUAACUAAGACAAUUAUUGUUAAACCCCAAACGAAAGUAUCAAUCACUACGCAGAAUUGAAAAAUUAUUUAUAUUUUUUAUUUAAUAUUUUUAUCCUUGUCUUAAAGACCUCUCUAGCCUAAGUGCGUGCAUUCUUGAAAUUUUCGUUUCAUCUUAGUUCUGCUGUUAUGCUAUCAUUACUGUGUCAUCCAGCUGUUUCGCGAGAUAUUUUGGUGUUUUUUGCAUGUUACACGUGUCUGUUUCUCUCUAUAAUACCAUCACUGUUAUUAUUAUUAUAUUAUUAUCAAUAUUACCGUUAUCAUAUAAUUAAACUUUCACAUUUUUAUCAACUAGACCAUUCAUCCCCACCCAACGCCGUUUAGCUAAUCUGUUUGACGCGGAUUUGAUUCUUCAUUUGUCAUUAUCAGCAUAGGUUAAACAAAACCGUUGCUGUAUUAUCAACUUUUGUGUAAAGGUUAUUACUUCACGCGUAAUAAAAAGGAAUUCACAUGAACCAAUUCGCAUGGCCUUUCCCGACACGAUUUCACUUUGCUCGUUUCUUCGGCAGGGCUGAAGCUCGCAGAUCUAAUAACAAGGACAAAUGACAAUGAAGAACAGUCGACCUAAAUACCUAUAUGUAUAUAUAUAUAUAUAUCCCAUGUCAUAUCGAUUUAACAGUUUUCAAUUUUUUUCGUAACCGCCGAAAGUUAGCAAGUUCACAAGAAAGUUUGCACUUGUUUCGAUCAUCGUAAAAUCAAACGCGCCAUAAGCCCUAUGCUAGCGCACGGUUAGAUGGUGAGCUAUCGGUGUUCCGACGCCGUGAUCCCAUCUGUGGUCCCCAUCUGGACAAUGGUGCGUCGCGCCUGUUUCCAAGUCAACAGCAUUCGACGGGCCUUAUUUCCAAGAGGAGAAAUCACCUUCGGAGAGGUAAAAGUCAUGGUUAGCUAUUACUGACAGUGUACUUACGUUUACUCUCUAAUGGGUUCGCCCCAUGGGUGAACAUUUCUUUUUGGUUAAAGCUUGGCGGUUUUGGUUAUCGGACGCCGGCAAUUAGACCAUUUGCGCUUCACUUCGAAGCCUAUUAACAACAGACACCCGCAUUUUUUGCUUUUCAGUUCGAGCGUUUUUAGUUCAUAAGAAAUUGAGGAAUCAGUGCGUUGAAAUAGAAUAUUUGAACAGAUUUUACUGAUGAACCGACGCUAGUAUCGUAACUCCCGUUGAUCCUUUAGUUGCCUUUUUUGCGGCCCACUAUAACCAAUUCGAAUUGCUUCUGUUCCUCAUUUUCGUUUGUCUAUAGAACUAUAAACAAUAUUUCUCGACUCGAAUGAAGUAUCCCUGACCCCAUGCAUCUUAAACAAACCAUAUGAGUAACAUCGAUAUCCUCAUACACACCAUUUCCAACCCGCACUCAUACCGUGCACCGUUCUAUUUUUAUUAUUUUCUCUAUCAUUAUUCCCUAAAUUACUGUUAUCGUCAUUAUUGUUGUCAUAUGUUGUUGGCCUUUAGCUUUCUGAUAUUUCCUUUCUCUUCCUCCUUCUGUGCCUAUGUAACUGUCCUAGUUGUAGGUAUAAAAAUAUAAAAAGGCUUUUGGAAUACCUGGAAGCGGGAUCUCAUUACCAACACGUAGGUUUUCUACUGCCACCAUCGUCAUCAUUAUAAUUAUUAUCACUACCACCAGUAUUUUAUCGUAGGCAAUCAGUUGGAACAGUAAUGCGGCUGAAUACUGCAACUCGUACGCUACCAUAAGCCUAAGUUGGCAGUACAAAAAGUAGUGGGUAAUGUCCCGCGGAAAUAGCAUACCUGGUAGUUAGGCUAUCUGCUAUUUCCUAUAUGACUUUCUUCCUCUAACCCACUGAUAGUCACUGUACUGUCGCCCUGCCGCAUUCCGCUUUAACUCAUGUGGGUUCGCCGCUGCUAAUGUUGGCUAUCAUUAUUAUUUUCCAAUUCCGUGCUUUUUUUGUGAGUACACACAGACAGGCAGCUAUAUGCUACCCUUCGAUAACAGCUAUCAGAUCAUCGAUAGAUCGAUUUAAUGUUUGUUAAUGAUUAUGCAAAACAGAAGGAGGAGGUAAUUAACAUUGAAAUUUCAAGCACACUUCAAUUUACCUACAACAGUAGUCGUUGUCAGUAGGUCAUGAUUCGUCUAAAAGCUAGUCUUUACCGUUGAAACGGGCGUAUCUUUUGACGUAUUUUUAUCUUUGCACUUCUCGCAGUGCUUUACCUGAAUUUGGGGUGCCCCACCCUUAUUUUCUUUUGUUUUAUUGCAGUUGGUUAAAAUUAUGAAUUAUAACUUUCGUUUUGUUCUCAUUCCAUAGGCAUCACUGCGACGUAUUUGCAACACAGCAUCUUCGUGAGGUUCAUGUUAUCUUAUGUAGUUCGCAUGCGUCUGUCUAGUUCUGGAGAUACCAACAACGGAAUAUCAAUGGUGAUGAUGGAUAUCCCUUACGAGUGAGGCAUGCCCAGGCGAAAACAAGCCGGCAGACCUACGACAAUAAGAACUCUUGUUAAUUCCAAAACUUCAUUCACCGAAUAUAAGUACCACUAUAAUUAGGCAGGGUUCGCGCUACUCGCAUACAAAGCAACAGUUCUAUUGAGUUGAGGGAUAUGAAUAGGAUCAAAGAGCAUCGAGAAGAGGGCACAUCAUAGAGAGAAGGAUCAUCAGCGAAAAAGUUUUUCUUUUAAUAUGAUAUCUCUAUCGUAUUUACCAACUGGGUCAGGCUAGAGGACAGGUGUGACACUGAAAACUGAUUAUAAGUCAGGCUGCUUCGAUAUUUCUAGUUAAAAAAGAAACAAGGUACAGUUUAGUUUACUACACAAUCGCACACGUCCACUUGAAUAAUGAAAACGCAACGAAUCUUUCAACAGAGACUGUUCGAUUCGUCGAAAGAAUAGCGGAAAAAAAGCUUUACAACGGCACCGAAUUGCCAUAAUAGAAAAUUUUUACACGUAUUUACGUAUAAUGUAUCUAUUCUUCUAGGCUGCUUCGAUGCUAGGCGCUAGAAUUUUCAUAUUUCAUUUGCCUCAAUGUGUUUUUUCUUUACGUUCAAGCCCAUCGUUUACCCCCUCGUCCUUUGCUCCGCCGAACUCUCGAACCCUGUCAGCGGUCGGUCACUAGACAAACCGAUUUUCCACAAUUAAACCCGCAUUUACACACGCACGUAUAAUACUAAGAUUUCAAUGUGUUGUUAUUUUAUUAUGGUGACGCUGUUUAUUUUUAGUUUAUUAUUGUUAUUAUCAUUAUCGUGUUUCGUGCUCUGUUUAUUUUUUAGCUACUUCCCGUUCCUAAACUCGUCGAAGUUACCGUUAUCCUUUGCUCACCGCAUUUGUUGCUCGUGUUGCUAUUUAUUUUGCUUGUUUUGUACACUCAAAGAUAGCAGUGGAAUCACAGAACAGGUACUACAAUCAACUCACUCGCUUGCCCGUUCGCUCCUAACGACUGACGACCCACCGAUCAAUAACUAACUUCACCAAAGUAUUUGCUGCGUUAAAUUUCAACGUCCGGAGUCUCCUCAACUUGCAUAUCAGCACUGCUUAUUUCACAUUGAUAUACUUAGUAUAUUUUCUUAUUGUUACUAUUACAUUUGCGCCACCUUAUUGUCAGUUCAUGUCAUCUGCAUCAGCAUUAAUCUGUCCCCGUUACCAUGAUCACCGUUGAGUUCUAUGAUUUCAUCCAGCCUACGAAGAACCCAAUCAACCCAAGCACAGUUUUCAGUUUACCCGGACAACAUCCUUGAAUCUAUUAUCAUUGUUAUUAUUAAUGAUUAUUAUUAUAUUUUUAAUAUCGUAUAAUAUUCAGUAGUUAUUAUAAACUGACAGAGUUACACAGUUUUACGAGUCCCAGCAACAGUUCGUCCAGCGGAUGAUUGCUUUUAAUGCGUACUGCUAGCAGGCUAUUUUUGCCUUCAUUAUCUUCAUGGUGUUAGUUAUCGUCAAAAUUAUCGUCAAGAUCGUCUUCGACGUCCUCAUCAUUAGCCGCCGUAUCGUUGCCAACAAAUUCACUGUAAACUGUGGGGUGGGUGAUCUGCUCACAGCAAACUGGCUUGACUGAUCAACCUCACCAAUCAGGGUCCUGAAUCGCCAGCAAUUGUUCGAAUUCGUUCAGCGCGCAACUGCUCUCUGCAGUUUCUCCAUCUGUCGUAAUCGGUGUUGUCAUGUACAACAGCUCUACAGCAUAUUAAAAUAAGAAAUGCCGUAGAUGUCCUUUGUUUUGUUGUCUAUCUUCAUCUGCAGAUGCAAGGAAGAUCGCUGUGAC